GGCACCGCCACCAGCCGGAGGCCGCUCGCCCGCGUUCCUGCGGCAGAGGCGGGCGGGCUGGCGCGCCGUGUCCCGCUCCUCCUCCUCCCGCCGUGCGGCUCGGCGGCCCUUGCCAAGAUGUCUCGGGAGCUCGGCUGCAACCGCUGGCUCCUUUUCGCUGCGUUCGCCCACCUCUUCUUCCUUCUCCCGCUGCUCCGCACUCGGGCUUUUGCUGUAAAUGUAGUUCCUGAAGGUGCAGAAGAUGAGACUGAACUACCAGUGCUGCAGAAAUCUGAAAAAGGUGAAACAAAUAGUAAAAUGAGCAGAGAAUUAAAAGAAAUUGUAUUUAUCAUCCAGAGUCAAAGUAAUUCUUUUCAUUCCAAGAGAGCAGAAGAUCUAAAAAGAGAUAUUUUAAAACAGGCUGCAGAUCUUGGAAAGGAAUUACCUACAGUUCUGCUUAUUCAUCAGAUGGACAGGCAUGAAGGUGCAUGGACAAUAUUACCAUUAAUGAGAGACUUCUCUAUUGCCUAUGGUAGGAACUCCUCCUGGAUUUUCUUCUGUGAAGAAGAUACAAGAAUACAAGUUGUAAAGCUGCUCGAAACACUUGGAAGAUUUGAUGGGUCUAAGGAGUGGUUUUUAGGUAAAGCAUUAUAUGAUGAAGAAUCUACAAUAAUUCACCAUUAUGCCUUUGCUGAAAAUCCCAGAGUCUUUAAAUUUCCAGAUUUUGCUGCUGGUUGGGCACUUAGCAUUCCACUUGUUAACAAGCUUGCCAAGAAGUUGAAAAGUGAACCACUCAAGUCAGACUUUACAAUAGAUUUAAAGCAUGAGAUUGCCCUGUACAUUUGGCAGAAAGGAGAAGGGCCACAUCUCACUCCAGUGCCUGAAUUCUGUACAGAUGAUGUGAACUCGUAUAAGGCUGAUAAUUGUGCAACAACAUUCAGUAAUUUUCUGCCACUUUGUGGAGAGCCAGUGAAAAAAGAAGAUGUUUUUGUUGCUGUAAAAACAUGUCAGAAAUUCCAUGGUGACAGAAUACCGGUUGUAAAGCAGACCUGGGAAAGAGAAGCUGCCCUUAUUGAAUACUACAGUGAUUAUGCAGACAUCUCCAUUCCUACUAUAGAUUUAGGAGUACCUAACACUGACAGAGGUCACUGUGGGAAAACUUUUGCCAUUUUGGAAAGGUUUUUGAAUCAUAGCUCUCCCAGAAUUCCUUGGUUAGUCGUAGUGGAUGAUGACACACUGAUAAGUAUCUCCAGACUCCGAAAACUGCUCAGCUGCUACGACCCAAAGGAACCAGUGUUUCUCGGGGAGCGUUACGGUUACGGCUUGGGAACAGGAGGCUAUAGUUACAUCACUGGUGGAGGAGGGAUGGUUUUCAGCAGAAUAGCUGUUCAGAAACUACUUGGUAGUAAAUGCCGGUGUUACAGCAUGGACGCACCUGAUGAUAUGGUCCUUGGGAUGUGUUUCAGUGGCUUAGGAAUCCCUAUAACACACAGUCCACUCUUCCAUCAGGCGAGGCCAAUGGACUACCCAAAAGACUACCUUUCUCACCAGAUUCCAGUAUCGUUUCAUAAGCAUUGGAAUAUUGAUCCUGUGAAGGUGUAUUUCACAUGGCUGGCACCAAACACAGAAGAGUCACUUAAUGGAAAGAAAGUUGGAUAUAAAAGAGAAGAUUUAUAAGCAGUAGAAGAGUGUAAGUGUUGGUUAAUGUACUGCAGAGGAGAGACAGUCACUACUGUGAUUUUUGUGGUGUUCUCACUUUGUUCAUCUGCUGAUGACAUAAAAGACAAAUGUUUUGUUCCUGUUUGUUACAUUCCUUCAGAGCAAUGGAAGAAAGCACCUAAUGGACUUUUGGAUUCCUUUGUUACACUUGGUUUCUUUUUAGAAUGUUUCUGAGCUUUGUAUACCAAUGAACUCGACGUGCAUUUAAAAUAGCUCCAUCAACUUUAUCUGUGUUCUGGUUUGGACUUGGAGUCAGGCAGCAUCAAUUUACAUUUCCUUCCGUUGUUCUCUCAAAAACUAAAGUUAGGUAUUUGAGAGCCUAACACUGAACAUGUGUUGGACUAGAUGAUCUCUAAAGGUCCCUUCCAACCCUACCAUUCUAUGAUUCUAUGAUCUGUUGAAUAUUGUCUUUCAUUGACCUACUGUUCUGGAACAGGUUCUUGAUAAAUCACAGGAGUCAUGACUUUGUUUCUGUGACCAGGAGAUAGAUUGUGUGAAGGUUGUGCCCUUUAGAAAUAGUGUGGUUUCCUGGGAUAGAUGGACCAAGCAUGAACCACUGUUGGACCUUGUAAGUUUAUUAGCGUUUGUGAGGAAUGGCAUGUUCCAGAUCGAGGGGAAAAAAAGGUUCAGGACAGGAUUUAUGAAGUGGCCACGGGAGGGCACUGUGGCUCCUUCAGAAACCUAAGUCUCUGUGUAUCUAUUUGGCAAGUAUAAAUGUGACUCUUAAGGAUUUUUGCAGAACUAACACUUCAGUGUUUCUGAUAUGUGCAUUUCAAUAGUGUGUGGAUGCCAGCUUUAAAAAGUCUGUAGUGUUCCUAAUUUAUAUCAUCAAGAUGAGUAAUUUUAUGCAUACAACAUGGAAGGAGUGAUUUGUAUUUAAAAUGUUCUGGGUUGGUUUCUUUUCUUUAAGUAAUUCAGUUUUGUAAAAACGUUUGUACAAAACCUGGCUUUAGUGUGCUCUAAACUAAUUUUUCUAUUGUAAAACUGCUCACGUUAAGAAGACAGUAUAUGACACUCGUGUGCUGUUAUUUGACUUGGUUGGCGAUAUCAUAACCAAAUACGAGGUCCUAAAGCCAUAUUGCUGGAGUAAUAUGUGGUUUGCCUUCUUUUAGUAGGUUAAAACUCAAUUCCCUUCCAAAGUAACACUCUUAAGUAACACUCCAACUAACUUUUAAGUGGAAGUAGGAGAGCCAGUGAUUCCCGUGUCAGCGGUUACUGACGUUGUAUAAACAUGUGCUGAUGAACGCGGCUUGUGGAAUUGGAGGCAUUUGGAUGGCAAGCACAUAUUCAUAACAGAUUUCAAAUUGGAUUCAAUAGGAGCGAUCCACACUAUAUCUUCUUUUCUUUUUUCUUCCCACUAUCAGUGCCUUAAACAGUAGACAUUUUACUGAUACCAGGGCUAUGUUCUGUGGUACCAUGUGUGAAUUGUUAAUGACGUUUACUGUUUAGAACUGUGAGAGUUGA
Messenger RNA from Colius striatus (speckled mousebird), 3162 nucleotides. RefSeq names its product beta 3-glucosyltransferase (gene B3GLCT). The transcript is spliced from 15 exons. NCBI's taxonomy places the organism in Eukaryota, Metazoa, Chordata, Aves, Coliiformes, Coliidae. Gene Ontology annotation, molecular function: acetylglucosaminyltransferase activity. Gene Ontology annotation, cellular component: membrane. The record is from RefSeq and is a predicted model, not a curated record. The coding region runs from base 118 to 1656 and encodes 512 amino acids.